Nothobranchius furzeri (turquoise killifish) is the source of this 4499-nucleotide messenger RNA. The record is from RefSeq and is a predicted model, not a curated record. NCBI's taxonomy places the organism in Eukaryota, Metazoa, Chordata, Actinopteri, Cyprinodontiformes, Nothobranchiidae.
GUUAAAACACCAAUUUUCCCACAUUACCACUUACUUUUUUUUGUCACAUCACCACUUACUGAUUUUUACUUUGAAGGCUAACGUAUGUCAUUUCCGGUGCCUUGAUUGUUAGUUCCGGUUAGCUUGACUCAGCUGGGGUGACGUCUGCGUCCCCAGUUAAAAAUACGGGUGGUCCGGUUCCUUCACUCAAUGAGACGCCUUCCGCGCCCUCCAAACGGACAAACCGAACUCCCAGGUGUUCAUUCAAACUCUAAAGCCAGGACCGGACCCAGUCCUCCUGCUGCUAACGGGACCCUCUGGUGAUAGAAGGGGGGAGUUUCUCACGGAACUACGCAGAUACCAUCCCGUCGCAGCGUCACCGAUUACGGUCACGGCGGUGGUUCCGACUCGGAUUUUGAUGUUUAAUUUGGGUCUUGCAGCAAAAACGGGCACCAUGGAGUUUCGGUGGAUCCUGUCCCGGUGCUCCGACACCGUGAGGUAACCACAACGGCACUGAAGUGCCUCAGCCGCAACCUGUUGCUGGUUCCCGGUGACGCAGAGAGGAUGAGCGGCGCCGCCUGUCUGCCGCCUCCGCUGCUGUUUCUCCUGCUGCUGGGCGGCCGCGCUGCCUUCACUGUCUGCAGGUCCCUGAACGCACCGUGGGAUGGAGGAGUCCUGCAUCAGGACCAGGUGGACGAAGCAGUGACAGGUGUGGACAGGAGACAUUCCUUCCUGGAGAAAACCCAUCCCUUCAUCCUGGUGGACGGACAGAGACGGAGCCUGGCUGAAGCUUUUCAGGACGGUCACCCUGACAAGCUGCUUUGUGGGCUGGAGGUGGGAGGACGUGUCCUCCUGCUGGAUCUGGAGAAGAACCACGACCUGCUGCCCAAACCUCCCAACGUUUACUUCUACCUUCCAAAUGGAACCGGAGUGUCUGUGACGACCGACCCUGUGACUCACUGUUAUUAUCACGGCAGCGUGAAAGGAUUCCCACAGUCCAGAGUGGCACUGAGUUCCUGCUCCGGACUCCGCGGCGUCAUCGUCCUGAACUCCUCGCUGAGCUUCGAGCUGCAGCCGCAACUGCAGGAGGAGGACCAUCAUCGCUCCAGCCCUCAGCAGGAGGAGGACAGUCUAGGAGGUGGGAGUGGAGGAGGAGGUGAUGAAGUCCACCUGUUGUUCCCCACCGUCCCUCUGGAGGACAGCGCUGCUGGAGGCUGUGGAGUGUCUCAUUCUUUCCCCCCCCUCACCUACAACCACACACACACACAGCGGAAGAAGAGGGACAUCCUGUCUGAGACCAAGUUCAUCGAGCUGGUUCUGGUGGCCGACCACCAGGAGUUUCUGAACUACCAGAGGAGCAACAAAACCAUCAUCUACCGCCUGCUGGAUGUGGCCAACCAGGUGGACUGGUUCUACCGUCCUCUGAACGUCCGGGUGGCGCUGACCGGUGUGGAGAUCUGGAGUGACCGCGAUAAGAUCCGGGUGGAGAAAAGUCCAACCGACACGUUGAACAACUUCCUGGACUGGAGAACCAGAGACCUGCUCCCUCGUCUUCGUCAUGACAACGCCCAGCUCAUCAUGGGCGAGUCUUUUGAUGGGACCACGGUGGGAAUGGCAUCUCAGUCGUCCAUGUGCUCCAGAGACCGGUCGGGCGGGGUCAGCGUGGAUCACCUGGUCAGUGUUUUGGGCGUGGCCUCUACUGUUGCUCAUGAGCUCGGUCACAACCUGGGGAUGAGACACGACACCACUGAGCGCUCCUGCUCCUGCCAGAACGAGCCACGCCUCGGGGGCUGCAUCAUGGAGCCAUCGACUGGGUUCAUGCCCGGUCAGCUGUUCAGCAGCUGCAGCUCUGCAGAUCUGUCUGUUAGCCUGCUGCACGGCGGCGGCAUGUGUCUGUUCAAUGUGCCGCAGCCCGACCGCCUUAUGGGAGGACCUCGCUGUGGAAACUUGUACGUGGAGAAAGGAGAGGAGUGUGACUGCGGCCUGCUGGAGGAGUGUGAGGACCCGUGCUGUAAUGCUUCCACCUGUCAGCUGGUUCCUGGAGCUCAAUGUUCAUCCGACGGUAUCUGUUGUCAGGACUGUAAGGUGCGGGCGGCUGGUUUGGUGUGCCGUGAACCACUCGGAGAUUGUGACUUACCUGAAUACUGCACAGGCUCCUCCCCCUACUGCCCCCCCAACGUCUUCCAGCAGAACGGCGAGCCCUGCGAGGAUGGAGCCUCCUACUGCUACGAAGGAAUCUGCACCAACAUGGACACACAGUGCCAGAUGCUGUGGGGGCCAAACGCCACCAGCGCUCCAGCUGUGUGUUUCUCAUCCGUCAACAAACAAGGAAACAAAUAUGGAAACUGUGGUCAGCUGACCAACGGCUCUUACAUCCCCUGUGGAAACUCGGACGUUUUCUGUGGGAGGAUUCAGUGUCAAGGGGGAACAGAGCGCCCCCUGCUGGGCAGCAUUGCUCAGAUUCUCACCGUUCGCUUCAAUAACAGCGACCUGGUCUGCAGAGGGACCUUCUUUCACCUGGACGAUGACGUGUCUGACCCAGCCACUGUGGCCCAGGGCACUGCCUGUGGCCCCGGCAAGGCUUGUUUGAAUCGAAAAUGUCAGGAUGCGUCCGUGUUCGGAGUGGAUGAAUGUCGCAGGAAGUGCAAUGGUCACGGGGUGUGUAACAGUAAUAAGAACUGUCACUGUGAAGUGGGCUGGGCUCCACCUGACUGCAGGUACUCGGGUCAUGGAGGCAGCGUGGACAGCGGCCCGACCAGAGCAGCUGGAGAGUCGGAUCCUGUCCGAGUCGCCCUGCUAGUCAUCUUCUUCUUCAUCCUGCCUGUUGUCCUUCUCUUCCUCGCUCUCCGAUUCCCUCGUUUCCGACGGGCGGUCUGCUGUCUGGGACCCAACAGCCCGUUCCACAAAGUUCGACAGCACAACCGAACUCCGGUGAUGGAGCGAGUCGACGGCAGGAACGGGGAGCAGGUCCGACCUCUUAGAUACCACUUGAACCCUCAGCCUGACAUCCCACUGGCUCCGCCCCAAAAAGAGGUUCAUGACAGACCUGCUCCUCCCACUAAGCCCCUCCCCCCUGACCCCGCCCUAAACCCCUCACCGCAGGAAUCGGACAUUAUAUCGUGGCUGAUCUGUGAUCUGGAGGAUUUAGCAGGAGGGAGGGAACAUAUCCUCCGUGAGUGCACUGAUCUUCCCGAAGAUCCUUCUGGAGCUAUGCUGUGAUUUGAGACCCUUUGUGGAGCAACAGAUAAACCACACAAAUCUGAUUUCAGUUUAUAUUUUAUUUUACAACUAUGAGAACCCUCCAGAACCUCCUCUGCUCCCUGAUCAUAUAUGCCAUGUUGCCAAGGCAACCAGACUGAAUGACAGCUCAGAAGAGGCUGCACUCUCAGACAACAUUCCCAAAUAAGACUAACUCCUACCAGAAAGACUCCUAAAAUGUAAAUGGCAACCUGUUACUGUACGAUUUAUCAUAUUAAAGUUUUUAUUUAUUUCUGACAGGAACCUCUCUUCUUUCCCGACCGCGUUAAUAACAUCUGCAGCUUGCUUGGUUCUUUUGCGCUUCAGCAGCCAGUGUCUCGAUCUCGCUGUCAAUAGAGUUUUUAUUUUAUGUUUUUCUUUUGGGAAAAACUCAGGAAGUUCCCUCAUGUGCUGAAGAUGUAGCAUGACCAAAUAUGGUUAGUUGAGGGUGUUUCUGUAUGUAAAUGACUAAGAAUGGACACGAGCAUCUGGCUUUGCACAGGUGGGAUUUAUCAUCAGAUGGUUGCGGAGGAAUGUGCGUACGAGUGACAUAUUUCAUAAAUCAGGAUUUUGACAGUUCGUACACACAUUAUAAAGUUCAUUUGUAGGAAUAUAGGACAGUUUCUAGGAACGUUUGAUAAAUGAGGGCCCAAGUCUGAUCCGGGUUGUUAACCGGGUAGGAACCGAUUCAGACGUUUCAUAUAGUCAGAAAAACAUCAUCAUCCUCACUGACUCGCUUUUCUUUUAUUUCUGCUGCUUCAGUUGGUCAAACAUCGACCCGCCCCCCCCCUCCAAGCCUCUUCCCCCUGACCCCCCCAACCCCAACAAACAGGUACAGUCAUUGUUCCGGUUCCGUCUGUCCUGUGUUUGUCUGAGUCCUGUACGAGUCCUGAUCCGGUUCUGAUUAAAACUCCUGGGCCCUCAUUUAUCAACUGUACUAAUUACUAUGGGGUUCACACACAGUCACAUUUCAUGCUGCAAUAACACAGCUUUACUCCACCUGACACAGCAACAGCGUAGCUGCCACGCUCACAAGCAGACAGGAGCUAACAGACAGUCUCUCUUCCACUUCACACCACAGAGUGUCUCCUGAGCAGAUACCGCCUCCCUAAGGAGAUCUUUCUGGAGCUAUGACAUCAUUUGGGACCCUUUAGUACAGCAACAAACCAACCACACAAGUCCGAUCCAGUUCAGUGUUUCCCUUACAUAGGCGUAGCCGUGGCGGCCCGCCACGGCUGAAAUCCCAGCGCCACGCCUACAAGAUCCCAAGUUUUAUUGAUUGA